GGUGGAAAAUGGUGGUGGUGGUGAUUUCCCGCAGUUUUUUAAACGCCAGAUGAGACACUUGUUGGAUUUAUCAGGCGCAGAGCACUGCAACAGAUGAUGAGAGUCGGAGGUGAAUUUCAGAUUGCAGCGGAUCUCUCUCGACAAGCAGCCGAUCACAACAGGGACAUAAGUCUGAGGUUUGCGCUCUGAAAUGGAUUCAUAUGGGUCUUCACUCAACCGCAGCCAAUCGCUGGCGAGCGGCCUGGAGAAGACUUCACCAACGUGGAAGCCAUCCCACUCACGGAGCAGCAGCACUCUGUCAUCUCGCCACUCCAGACAGAUUAUCAAAGAUUGGGAAGUGAUUGAUGACCAACAGGUAGAAAUGCAAACAGGAGGUGAGAAUCCUCAUGACAUGACCACCCCGGGGAUCUGUGAAGGAUAUCUUCUCAAGAGGAGGAAGUGGCCACUUAAAGGUUGGCACAAGCGAUACUUUGUCUUGGAAGCAGGGAUCUUGCGUUACUCAAAAAAUCAACAAGAUGUCUCCAGGGGAAGAGUCCAGGGCUCCCUGGAUCUUAGCCUUGCAGUGAUGUCGAUAAACAAGAAAUCAAAUCGGAUUGACUUGGAUGCAGGGGACAUUCUCUAUCAUAUGAAGGCAAAGAGCCAUGAACUCUUCUACAUUUGGGUAACAAAGCUACAAGCCCACCGCUUGUACAAGAAGAAUGAGGCAGCUCACAUUAACAGCGGCUUCCUCCAGAUGUCCCAUGGUGCUGCGGCUGGACAACCUCAGACAAAUGGAGAUUUGCAGAGCUCUGCAGGCCUGGCAGAUUCAGCUGGAGCAUCAGGAGUGCUGCCCUCAGCUAAUACCGCUGUGAAUAGCAAAGUGUCUGCCUGGCUGCAGCAAAGUCAUGGCCAAGACACUUGUGUUCAAGAGCUGAACCGCUGCCAUUUGGACCUUUCUGAGCUAAACGGCUUAAUCCAGAGGCUCCAGACGUUGGAGGCUGGCCAAUCUUUCACUAAUGGAGACUUAAAGCGCAUCAUCAGCAUACAGAAUCUCUCACUUGAGAAACCGAAAAAGCAGAGGUCAGGGAAGAUGUGGGGCCACUCUCGCACACUGUCUAGAGUGGAGGCCCUAGGAAUGCUAUCCUCCAGUCACCUGACCAGCUCAUCUCACCUCGGUGCAUCAGUCCCCUCAAUCCCUGACUAUGUCUACUCCCAGCUGUCCCCUCCCACUGUCACUCUGACGCCCGAGGGCAAGAAAAUCCAGCAGGACAUCUGCGCCGUUUCGCUACGAGUGCUUGCCUCUCUGAAGACAGUGCAUGAAACUCUGUCCCAGGAGAGGCAGAAGCUGCAGGAAGUCUGGGAAACUAACAACAUCCACCAGUCUAACACAUUAGCUGAGCCGGCAGCAGUGAGGCAAACGUCCCGAGGGCCUCCUUCAGUAGCAGAUUCGGCUGCGGAGUAUUUUGACGCCAGCGAUGACAUCCUUUGUGGUAGUUCCUCUGAGGUGUCUGAUGAAUCAGGACUUAGUGAUGGAAGCACCACCAACUCUGAGCCAGAGGAAGGGCAUGCAUCAGCCACACGGAAGUACCGUGCUAGCAUUUCCAGGACUCCUAAUAGUGUUGUUCCCAAGAGCACUGGCCGGCGUACAACACUGCCGGCUACCUGUCCUGACAACAGCCAUGUGGGCCUCAUGGCUAUCCUCUACAAUAACAUAGGGAAAGACUUGGCUCGAGUGUCCAUGCCUGCUGCUCUCAAUGAGCCUGUUAACCUGCUGCAGAGACUGUGUGAAGAGCUGGAGUACAGUGAGCUGCUGGAUACUGCCAGCAACACAUCGGACCCCUACCAGAGGAUGGUAUACAUUGCUGCCUUCGCCAUCUCUGGUUACUCCACUGCAACGUUCAGAAACCGCUACAAGCCCUUCAACCCGCUGCUGGGGGAGACAUACGAGUGUAUCAGGGAGGACCGGGGCUUCCGCUUCAUCAGUGAGCAGGUCUGCCACCAUCCCCCCAUCUCUGCCUGCCAUGCACAGUCAGAGAACUUCUCCUUUUGGCAGGACCAGCGAUGGAAGAAUAAAUUCUGGGGGAAAUCACUGGAGAUUCUGCCAACAGGAAUGGUGAAUGUCACUCUUCCAAGAUAUGGAGACCACUACGAAUGGAACAAAGUAGUGACCUGCAUCCAUAACGUCUUCAGUCAGCAGCGCUACCUGGAGCAUUACGGAGAGGUCACCAUCCGCAACCUCAAAAGCAACGUCUGCACCUGCAAGAUAACCUUCGUCAAGUCUCGUUAUUGGGGUUCAGAUACAAAUAAGAAUGAGGUGCAGGGCAUGGUGCUGGACCAAAGUGGGAGUGUCAUUCACCGGUUUGGAGGUCUUUGGCAUGAAGGCAUCUUCUGUGACACUCUGCCCACUCCGAAAUGUGUCUGGAAGCCAAAUCCCCAGCCAAAGGAUUACCUGCUGUACUAUGGCUUGUCCUCCUUCGCCAUAGAGCUGAAUGAACUCACCCCGGACCUGAAGCCUCUCCUGCCUCCUACAGAUAGCCGCCUACGCCCAGACCAAAGGAUGUUGGAGGAGGGACACGUGGAUGAAUCAGACAGGAAGAAAGAUGAUAUAGAGGAAAUUCAGAGGGAGCGGAGAAAAGAGCUCGCCAAGAGGGGCGAAGAACAUGUUCCACGUUUUUUCAAGAAAGCCAAAGAUUCCUGUGGGCGGGACGUGUGGGUGACAAACGAGACUUACUGGAAGCUCAGAGAAAAUCCAGGUUUUGCUAAUUCUGAUAACAUAACUCUGUGGUGAUGAGACGACAGUGACAAGCGACGUCAGAUAAUAACACAUGAGAGGGAGACUGUAACAUCUGAGUGGUGGAUAUUCGAACAGCAUAUAUGAACCGCUCUGAGAAACAUGCAGAGAGGGGACAGUGCUGCUGAUCUUCUGUUGGCCCAUGACUGGCUCAUGGGAAGCAGACACCUGUCACGUUACUCAGCAUCCAGUACAGGUGAAAAAAACAUUGAGAGAACUUUCUCAGUAAGAUACAUUUUUUAAUGCAUUUUAUGUAUUUUAGAUUACUUCAGUCAACUCAUGUGUUUGUUUUUGAGAAUUUCACAGUUUUCUGACCAACAGACUGAACGUGUGACGCACUCUCGACACAUCUUGAAAUUCACAAAUGACUUGAAAUGAAAAUGAAAACUCUUUGAAAGUUGUCAAAAUUUUAUUUUUCUGUCAGGUUAGGAAGAAGCCUACUAUAUUGACAUAUUAAGUGUUAACAUUCAAUCAACUCAUGUCCUCCUCUCAACCAGUUUACUGUGUUUUAUAAUGAGUACAACUGUUUAAUAUACUGAAGUCAAUGCUACAGUCAGGGCUGGAUUACCAACAGCCUCGGACCCACAAUGGGGCCAGCUGGUUUGUGGUAACUUGAUUUAUUGCAAAUUUGUUUGGGGAUAUGCACCACUAAAGCACAAUAAAGAUAGGAACCUUAAACCGGCUUUAAUUAAUAUUUUAACAAUAAGAAUGUGAUGAUGUCCAGUGCUCCCCUAUCGCUUUCUAGCGGGUUUCAGCACAUUGUUUAUCUGUGCAGUGACCAUAGUGGAGCAUUUAGCAGCUGAAAAGCCAGAUAUUUCCCUCAGGAGUUGUUGGAGACCAAAAACUGAGCUUGAAGAGAAUGGAUGUUGUGGCCAGAAACAAGACUGCAAAUGAAGGCUAAUAAAAGCUGCAAUGAUUAGUCAUUUUACAGUAAAUUUAUUGGCAGCUGUUUUGAUAAAUAAUUCUGUUGUACAGGAACCCUGGUUCAAACUGUGCAUCGUGCAUAUGCCAAAAUAAAUUUGUCAUUUACAGCAUCUACCUAGUUUUCUAAAGGUGCACCAAUACUAAUGUAUGAAGUACUCUGACUUUGUGUUGCUUUCACAUUAUUAAGAGAGAUGAGUAUGAAGGCUAUGAUGCUGAAGAUGAUCAUCAUCACCUGUUUUAUUGAUAAGAUUUAUGACAGUAUCUGUCUAAAUACUUUGGUCAUUGCUAACAUAGAUCAUAUGGUGGUACGUCUACCAGUAUUCAGUAUAAGAGAGGAGAGACAAUACUAUACUGUAUUUUUAUUUCAUUAAU
Micropterus dolomieu (smallmouth bass) is the source of this 4066-nucleotide messenger RNA. RefSeq names its product oxysterol binding protein-like 7 (gene osbpl7). Gene Ontology annotation, cellular component: plasma membrane; intracellular membrane-bounded organelle; perinuclear endoplasmic reticulum. NCBI's taxonomy places the organism in Eukaryota, Metazoa, Chordata, Actinopteri, Centrarchiformes, Centrarchidae. Gene Ontology annotation, molecular function: cholesterol binding. Bases 191 to 2767 code for a protein of 858 amino acids. The transcript is spliced from 22 exons. The record is from RefSeq and is a predicted model, not a curated record.